Molecule: messenger RNA, 375 nt
Organism: Colletotrichum graminicola M1.001
Lineage: Eukaryota; Fungi; Ascomycota; Sordariomycetes; Glomerellales; Glomerellaceae
Product: multicopper oxidase
Exons: 2
Coding region: 1-375 (124 amino acids)
Molecular function (GO): oxidoreductase activity; copper ion binding
Source: RefSeq, a predicted model, not a curated record
AUGUUUGUUGACUGCGUGGACUGGUCAAGCAUCCUGGUACCUGACUCCGUCCAGAUCCAUCUCCACGGUCACGAUUUCGCCAUUGUUCACCAGGAGGACAACAAGGCAUGGGUCCCCAACGAUCCGAACAUCUUUCGACCCAACAAAAAGAACCCGCCGCGCCGCGACGCUGUGCUCCUCCCAAGUAACGGCUUCGCUGCCAUCGCCUUCAAAACUGACAAUCCUGGCGUGUGGCUGAUGCACUGCCACAUCGCCAACCACGCGUCCGCGGGACUGUCGCUGCAGAUUAUGGAGCGACAAGCCGCAGCGAACGUCAUCUGGCCGCCCGGGGACUCGUCAGCGUUGGACGCGGCGCACUCCCUCUGCGCCAGCUGA